Messenger RNA from Thunnus maccoyii (southern bluefin tuna), 4790 nucleotides. RefSeq names its product guanylate cyclase 2Ca (gene gucy2ca). Lineage: Eukaryota; Metazoa; Chordata; Actinopteri; Scombriformes; Scombridae. The coding region runs from base 833 to 4069 and encodes 1078 amino acids. Gene Ontology annotation, biological process: intracellular signal transduction; receptor guanylyl cyclase signaling pathway; protein phosphorylation. The transcript has 27 exons. The record is from RefSeq and is a predicted model, not a curated record. Gene Ontology annotation, molecular function: peptide receptor activity; protein kinase activity; guanylate cyclase activity.
CAUGCUAACGAUCCCCCGCCUCUGCCUUGAACAAAAAGUCUUAGUAGAUUGUGUGAAAAAACACAAAUUUGCAAAAAAAAGUACUGAUUUCACUGUCUACCUGUGUGUUCACAAGUCAUGAUUAUAAUUAAUCAGCUACUGUCAAAUAAUCUGCCAGCAAAGUUACUGAUAUUUUAUUCUCACAUUUACAACAAGUUAAAGACAAACUGGUCAUUGCAGAAAUGGAGGACUUUUAGCAAAUAAUUUUGAUUUUAUUCAGACUGGAGAUGUCAUGUGGAGGCAGGCCUAAACCUCGUGUUUACAAACAGGAUGAAUGAUGGUCUCAGUAAGUCUCUAAGUGGGGAAUCAGUCCAGAUGGAGUGUGGGAGUCUUUCCUGCCCUGCCUUCUCUCUGACUGCUGUACCGACUGUCACUUGACAGUUGUUCAUUAACGCAUGAAGGACAAGUAGACCAGCCCCGUACCAAGGAGGAGGAUUAUUGAUCUCAGGCUUUCAGUAGAGGAACAACUAGUGUGAGGACGGCUAUUCUUGUCUUCAAACCACUUUUUUUUUUGUCUUUACUAAAAGUGGUUGUGAUCAAGAUCUCAGACAUAAGCCUAUUUAUUUAUUUUUUGCGAAUCUGGAUGCUGGAGAGUAAAUCAAGAGACAGAGUGAUUUCUGCCUCGUCAUUGAAGACUACUUCUGUUUUUGGAUUUACGUCAUCGAUGGAGAUAAUCUGCUCAGGAGGAAGAAUGUAAUUAAACUUGCUGUUAUCUGAACAGAGUUAUAUAUUUUUGACAUGUAGAAACUCUGGACAAGACACAGAUUUCUGAGAGAAAAAGGAAAAUCUCAAGAUGUUCAGCUCACACAGUUUACCUUACCUGGGAGUGUUGAUCAUGGCAGUGGCUGCCAACAAGGUGCUGCAGGACUGUCUGGACUCCAAACGUGAAUACACCUUGAAUGUUGUGCUGCUCGCAGAAACACUUGCAGAUGUGGAGGACGCGGUGGAACGAGCCAUUGAAGAGGACAGGCAGGAGAACGAAAAAUAUGGUUUAAACUUCACUCUGAAGGCUACCUACAACGGGUUCAACACCAGUAUGUACAACCGGCAGGGCUGUGGGAGCAGUACCUGUGAGGGUGUGGCAACACUCAAGAUGUUGCAUAGAGAACGUAAAGUUGGAUGCAUCAUGCUGGGGCCUUCCUGCACUUAUGCCACCUUCCAGUUAGUGGAUGAUGAUAUUGGCCUGAGCCUGAGCAUUCCCAUCAUCUCUGCCGGGAGCUUCGGUCUCUCUUGUGACUAUAAGCCUAAACUGACCCGAAUUCUGCCUCCGGCACGCAAGAUCUCAGACUUUUUCCUCAACUUUAUGAUGAAAACUUUGUCGUUUAAAGACAUAUGGAACAAGGUCUAUGUCUACAAGAAGUCUGGUGAUGUAACUCAAGACUGUUUCUGGUACAUCAAUGCACUGGAAGCACCCUCUGCUAAAUUUGCUUCAGGGACAGAAAGAGAGAUGCUGCGUGGGGAGGACGAGCUAAUCCGUGACCUCACUGCUAAGAAAAGACUCAGUAACAUUUUCAUCUUAUGUGGGCAACCCAGUGACAUUGUUUCCAUCAAGGGGAAGGUGAAAAAUAUUCAUGAGGACAUCAUGUUCAUUCUCAUUGAUGUCUACAACCCUGAUUAUUAUGUUAACAAAACAGCCAAUAAGGAUAUGCAGAAUGUCCUGGUGAUCACACUUCCACAGAGGAACUACAUUGGAUCAAACUUAUCAUACAACGGCACGAUAAAUGACCUUGUGGCUGGGUAUCAUGAUGGGACUCUGCUGUUUGGCAAAUUACUCAGACAGUGGCAGCUCAGUCGACAACUUAACAAGGGAACCUCUGAUGUGCCUCUGAGUGACAACCCUUUUGGAAAUGCCUCCUUGCACGGUGGUUGGGGAGGAGAUUAUCUGCUAGAUGAAUAUGGCGACAGAGAAGUUAACUUCACUAUGAUUUACACAUCAACUGUAACUGGCAAGUAUGAAACCCUGUUAAUAUUUGACACGUCGAAAAAUGAAACCACAGAGAUAGACAUAAACCCCGCCCUGCCCUGGAAAGAUGGUCUCCUGCCUCGUGAUGUGCCAGAAGAUUCAGAUGACUUGGAUAUGCAGGAUGUGAUUGUGAUCGUUCUGAGUCUCAGUGUUGUCGUGGUGACAGCCAUUGCUCUCAUUUUCUACAGACAGAACAGGAAAGAGCGUGAUAUGCAGAAAAAGUGGUCUCACAUCGACCCGCACCUGAUUGGUCCGUUGGAUGAGAAGGAGGUCUCUCUGAAGAUCGAUGACGAUAAGAGGAAGGACAGCGCAUACUUCUCUCAUCGAGGUCGCUAUGACAAGAAGCCUGUAAUCUUGAAGGAGCUCAAACACGCAGACAGAGACUUCACAGAGGACCAGAAGAUUGAGCUUAACACUCUGAUGCGCAUCGAUUAUUACAACCUGACCAAGUUCUAUGGCACAGUGAAGUUUGAGUACGGCGUGUUUGGCGUGUUUGAGCUGUGUCAGAGGGGCUCUCUCAGGUACAUUCUGAAUGACAGGAUCUCCUACCCAGAAGAAACCUUCAUGGACAUGGAGUUUAAGAUAUCAGUCAUGUAUGACAUAGCAAAGGGUAUGUCAUAUCUCCACUCUAGUAACAUUCAGGUCCACGGUCGCCUCAAGUCCACCAACUGUGUGGUCGACAAUCGCAUGGUGGUCAAGAUCACUGACUUUGGCUGCCACACCAUCCUGAGACCAGGCAGAGAUGUGUGGAUGGCCCCGGAGCAUCUCCGAGAGAAUGGAGUGUCUCAAAAAGGCGAUGUCUACAGCUAUGCCAUCAUUGCCCAUGAGAUCAUUAUGAGACGGGCCCCGUUCUAUACAGAGUGCUGCUCUAACAUUGCAGAGAAGCUCCACAGGGUGCAGUUUCCCAGUGAGACAGCUGUCUUCAGACCUGACCUCAACUUUGACGGUGUAUCAGAGAGAGAGACUGAGUUGUACAUGCUGAUAAAGAACUGCUGGGAUGAAGAUCCAGAACGAAGGCCAGAUUUUAAGAGAAUAGAGUUAACUCUGGGUAAGAUUUUCAGUAACCUGCACAACCAAGACAGUGAGACGUACAUGGACAACCUGAUCCGUCGCCUGCAGAUGUACUCCAGGACUCUGGAGCAUCUGGUGGAGGAGAGAACCUCUUUGUAUAAAGCUGAGAGGGACAGAGCUGAUCGCCUCAACUUUAUGCUACUUCCUGGCCCGGUGGUGCGUUCACUGAAGGAGACUGGCAGAGUGGAGCCAGAGCUGUUUGAAGAGGUGACCAUUUAUUUCAGUGACAUUGUGGGAUUCACCACCCUCUGCCAUUACAGCACCCCCAUGGAGGUGGUUGACAUGCUCAACAACAUCUACAAGAGCUUUGACAGCAUCCUUGAUCACCAUGAUGUCUACAAGGUCGAGACAAUAGGGGAUGCAUAUAUGGUUGCCUCAGGUUUGCCCAGACGCAACGGUGACAGGCAUGCAGUGGACAUCGCCCACAUGGCGCUGGACAUCCUGGCAUUCGUAGGGACCUUUGAGUUGCAGCACCUGCCUGGCAUCCCUCUGUGGAUCCGUAUUGGUGUGCAUUCAGGACCGUGUGCAGCAGGAGUGGUAGGGAACAAGAUGCCUCGUUACUGUCUUUUCGGAGAUACAGUCAACACCACCUCACGCAUGGAGUCCACGGGCCUGCCUCUGAGAAUUCAUGUCAGUCAGUCCACCAUCAACAUCUUGAAGAGGACAGACUGCCAGUUUGAGUAUGAAAAGAGAGGAGAGACGUACCUGAAGGGUAAAGGCAAAGAGAUGACAUACUGGUUAACAGGGGUGACUGGGGGAAAAUACAACCUGCCGACACCACCAACAGCGGAGAACUUCCAGCGGCUCCAGCAGGACCUGGCGGAAAUGAUCGUGUCCAGUCUGGAGAAGCGUGGAAAUGGGAGCGACAGCUUCAAAAAGAGGAAGACACUGUCCACCAGAAUACGUCAGAGAGACACCAACGGCAGCCUGCAGAGGGACGGCCCACCAGAGUACUUCCACCUGGCUGUCACUGAUGACCCCAGUACCUACCUGUGAUUACAGAGGAGCUUCCCAUAUAAUAUCGGCCAAGAGGUAGCCAGUGCCUGUCUGAAUGAACACAGCUGGAGGUCUUUGGACAGCUCUUGGGGUGACAGUGGAGCAACAGUGAAACAAGCAGGCAUAUUAAAAGUGAGACUCAUGUGUUGAUGUAAUGAUAAAUGUGCCUGCCGCAGGGUCUCAGGCCUCUGUAUAUCCCCCUGAUGUCCAGUCUUCUCUCACUUACCCUCAAGAAAUACCAUCCCUCUGCCACAGUCAGUAGAAUGAACAGUUUACAUUAAUUUGUCUAAAAUCCACCCUUAGAUAAUGUUAUAUAUCAUUCUAGAUGUUUGGUGGAUUUUGUUGAGGUAGAAAAAGUGUUAAUAGUAAGCCCCUCUUCUUUUAUUGUGAGUGACACUAAACCCCGACAUUUUCUGUCAUAGAAAGUGGAACAUUUUCACCUGAACGUCACUGUGCUGUAAUGUACAUCAUUACAUUUAACCUGUUAAUAAUGGGGAUUAAAAAUGAACUUGACUCAACAAUAAACCUGGCGCUGUAAUUUGCAGAGUGCAUACUAGAUAUGUUUUUUGUAAGUGUGGAAGAAGACACCACUUUUUAAUGAGACAUAAUCUAUGAUGUGUUUAUCAGUUGCUGUUUUGCAACAGUGUUUAUUUUGAUACUAAAACUUAGGGGCGCCAAAGUCAGAAAUUUUCUAAAUCUACAAAUUGUGGCUUUAAAUUGC